Messenger RNA from Falco peregrinus (peregrine falcon), 2562 nucleotides. It is a transcript of the gene ENOX2, whose product is annotated as ecto-NOX disulfide-thiol exchanger 2. Gene Ontology annotation, biological process: ultradian rhythm. The record is from RefSeq and is a predicted model, not a curated record. Gene Ontology annotation, molecular function: RNA binding; protein-disulfide reductase activity. The transcript is spliced from 15 exons. Gene Ontology annotation, cellular component: plasma membrane; external side of plasma membrane. NCBI's taxonomy places the organism in Eukaryota, Metazoa, Chordata, Aves, Falconiformes, Falconidae. The coding region runs from base 290 to 2092 and encodes 600 amino acids.
CCGCCUCCCGGUGAGGUGGCAGCCAAUGGGCGGGCGCAGCGGAGCACGCGGAAGCUGGUGGGCGGUGCGCAUGUGCGGGGCGGCCGCGGCGGGCCGGGCCGGGCGGUGAGGCUUAAACCAUCUGUCCUUUGAUCCUGGCAACAGCAACGAAUCUCUGCAGCUUGGCAGCGCUGCUGGCUUGCGGGUGUCAGAAAGCCCAGCCAAGAAUGGAAGUGAUCCGGGCAAGAAGAGGAAGAGAGCAAAUGCUCCUGCAGAUGGUAGCAGAAAUCUAAGCCUUGACUCCAUUCUGAUGGGCUUGCCAAUGUCAGACCCGACUGCCUGGGCCACUGCAAUGAACAAUCUGGGGAUGGCUCCCAUGGGGAUGACAGGACAACCCCUCCUGCCUGAUUUUGAUCCUGCUCUUGGAAUGAUGACUGGAAUCCCUCCGAUCAACCCCAUGAUGCCAGGCUUGGGGAUAGUCCCACCUCCCAUCCCACCAGACAUGCCUGCUGUGAAGGAGAUCAUUCACUGCAAAAGCUGCACUCUCUUCCCACCUAACCCACAUCUUCCUCCUCCAGCAACAAGAGAGAGGCCUCCAGGGUGUAAGACAGUGUUUGUUGGAGGACUGCCGGAAAAUGGAACAGAGCAGAUCAUUAUGGAGGUGUUUGAGCAGUGCGGGGAAGUCAUAGCUAUUCGGAAGAGUAAGAAGAAUUUCUGUCAUAUCCGCUUUGCUGAGGAGUUCAUGGUGGACAAGGCACUUUAUCUUUCUGGCUAUCGCAUCAGGCUGGGCUCCAGCACUGACAAGAAGGAUACUGGGCGCCUGCAUGUAGAUUUUGCUCAGGCUCGGGAUGAUCUGUAUGAGUGGGAAUGUAAGCAGCGGAUGCUGGCAAGAGAGGAGCGCCAUCGCAGGAGGCUGGAAGAGGAGCGCUUCCGCCCACCCUCCCCACCUCCUGUCGUCCAUUACUCCGACCAUGAGUGCAGCAUUAUUGCUGAGAAACUGAAAGAUGACACAAAGUUCUCAGAAGCCAUCCAGACCUUGCUGACCUGGAUAGAGCGUGGAGAAGUGAACAGGAGGACCGCCAACAACUUCUACUCCAUGAUCCAGUCGGCCAACAGCCACAUUCGCAGACUGGUGAAUGAGAAAGCAGCUCAUGAGAAAGAGAUGGAAGAAGCUAAAGAGAAAUUCAAACUUGCUCUCUCAGGGAUUCUGGUUCAGUUCGAGCAGAUAGUGGCCGUGUACCAUUCUGCCUCCAAACAAAAGGCUUGGGACCAUUUCACGAAAGCUCAGCGUAAGAACAUCAGCGUGUGGUGCAAACAAGCAGAGGAAAUUCGUAACAUUCAUAAUGAUGAACUAAUGGGUAUUCGAAGAGAGGAAGAAAUGGAAAUGUCUGACGAAGAAAUAGAAGAUCCAUCAGAGAUGAAAGAAACAGAAGAAUCAGCGCUGGUAUCACAGGUGGAAGCACUGAAAGAAGAAAAUGACAGUCUGCGCUGGCAACUGGAUGCCUACCGGAAUGAGGUGGAACUUCUAAAGCAGGAGCAAGGCAAAGCGAGCAGGGAUGAAGACACAACCAAGGAACAGCAGAUGAAGCUUCUCCAGCAGGCUCUGCAGGGGAUGCAGAAGCAUCUUUUGAAAGUGCAAGAUGAAUACAAAAAGAGAGAAGCUGAGUUAGAAAAAGUGAGAGAAGAAAAAGUAAAAAUGGAAACAUUAUUAGAAAGCCUGAAGGAGCAGCAAAGCAUAGCAGAUGAAGAGGACAAGGAGAGAGAUGCAAUUGAUGGUCAAGGGAAUGAGAGCAGUACAUCCAGAGUUUGUGCGUGCAGCCAGGAGAAGGAGUGUCCAGCUGAGAAGACGUUGAGCAAUAGUCCUGUGAAAUCUGAACGAGAAGUUCUGUUAGUUGGAAUAAUUUCAACAUUUCUUCAUGUGCACCCAUUUGGAGCAAGCAUAGAGUACAUCUGUUCCUACCUGCAGCGUCUGGACAGCAAAAUUUGCACUGCAGAAGUGGAAGUUCUCAUGACUCGACUCCAGAACACGUUCAGGCAGGAGCUGAGUGGGGUUGGGGCCAGUCUAGAGAAAAGGUGGAAGUUUUGUGGCUUUGAUGGAUUGAAAAUGACUUGAGCUUUGACUUAACACUGAAAGCAGCAGCAAGAUAUGUACAUCAAGAAAACCUGGGAUGCCUCUUUCCUCUGUUUGUGAUGAUUAUCUUGCACGCAUCACGGACUUGGGUGGUGUAAGAUGUAAGUGAAACUAAGUCCAGAGCAGCACUGGAAGAAACUUCAAGUUCUGUAGCUUCUUUGAUCAGUUAUUUGUUAACAGGCAAGUGCUGUUCAAUAUAUUUUGUGAAAGAAGUUCAUGUCUGAUAUUUUUAAGCACAGUGUGUUGACUGUAUGUUUUGCUAAUGUUGUAUGUGUUUUGUGUGCCCAAAUUUCUCAUCCUGCACCUUCUUUUUGCUGGUAGGAACAGCCAUAGACUGUCCUCUGAAGCAACAACAAAGAUGCAUUUUCUGGUUUCUAGAACCACCAAAAGCACGGGGGGGAAGCAAUUUUUUUAGACAUUUCUAUGAUUAAAACCGGGUAUGUUUAAACAGA